AUGAAGGGUACUCGUAGUGGACGAGUUCGAGGGCGUGGACGUAAGCAACCCUCGACUGAAAGGGGUAAUCGGGAACCAAUACCUGAACCAACUCCUGAACCUAGGGUUGACCCAAAUGCUCAAGUAGCCGCUGCUAUUCAGCGCAUGACCGAUCUGCUAGCCCAUGUAGUAGAACACCAAGGCCAAAACCCUAAUCCUCAACCUGGAAACCCUGAUAAUAAUAUAGAGGGCGAGGAUAGAGCCCUUCAAAGAUUUCAAAAGUUCUCCCUACCAAAAUUUCCCGGAGGCCCUGAUCCUGACGUGGCUGAGAGAAUCAGAGGAGGUUCUACUAGUGCCGGACGGUCUUUUAGACUUAGAGAUGAGGACAUUGAAAUUGUGGAACCGUCUACCAAAGCACCUAAAAAGAAGAUUGUGACCCGUGGUGGUAAAGUGAAGCAAACUGCCCAAAGCAAAAGGGUUUCUCCAACUGCUGAACCAUCUGAUGAGCAGAUGGAAGAGCAAAACUCUGAAGGAAACACAGUUGGUGGAAAUGAGGUACCAGAACGGGCUAUCCAGGAUGAUGAAACUGACACAAGGUCAUCUGGUAAAAGAAAAAGAACUGCAAAAAGGAAGAGCACUCCCCAAUCCAAGAAAAAGCAACCUGCUGAUCCCUCUGAUAAUCAGCAGAAUGAAGGAAACAUUGCUGAGAAUCAGCAAACACCUGAACCCUCCACCAGGAAAUCUCCAAGGACAAGGACUGAGGCUCAAAAUGUUGGGUCAUCUGCCACACAAACCUCGAAAAGGAAACGUUCUGGGAAGGACCUAAAAGAGUCAAGACCUGAGCCCACAGGGCCAACUACUGGUACUGAGGCCAUACCAGCUUCCAGCUCUCAGCCCAAGAAUAAAGGCAAGGCUCCAGCUACUGUGGAGGCAUAUGAAGAAGACGAUGAAGAAACUGAGGAAGAAGUGGAUCCUGAACAGUUUCGUCUGGCCAGGAGGAGGCCUGGAUCAUCUAAAAUCACUAUCUAG
Coffea arabica (coffee) is the source of this 1008-nucleotide messenger RNA. The record is from RefSeq and is a predicted model, not a curated record. Lineage: Eukaryota; Viridiplantae; Streptophyta; Magnoliopsida; Gentianales; Rubiaceae.